Molecule: messenger RNA, 3310 nt
Organism: Bombus pyrosoma
Lineage: Eukaryota; Metazoa; Arthropoda; Insecta; Hymenoptera; Apidae
Gene: GCS2alpha
Product: neutral alpha-glucosidase AB
Exons: 5
Coding region: 311-3112 (933 amino acids)
Biological process (GO): carbohydrate metabolic process; N-glycan processing
Molecular function (GO): carbohydrate binding; alpha-glucosidase activity
Source: RefSeq, a predicted model, not a curated record
AAUUCUUCAUGAACGGAAUACAUCACUCUAUAAAUCAUUCCGUACUUAAUUCAUCUUGCUUAUACAAAAUAACAAAUUAGACUUCUUUAUGUAUUUACUUUUAUAAUCCAAUCAUGAUUACGCUGACGUGUCCAUGAUAAUACCGUGAUUUGAUUCGGCACGCAGCAUUACUUUCCUCUGUUUAAUUUGUUUAUAAAAAUGAUAUUAUCUGUUCAAAGUCAUUAAAAACAGGAGGCCGUUUUAACGUAAAAUGAGAAUACAAUUAAGUGUAUUAGAAAAGCAACAAUAACAAAUAACAAAAUACAUAAUAAUGUUCUUUCCGCUAUUGUUCAGCAAUAAAACAUUGGGAUUACUAUUUCUAUUAGUCUGUUCUUUCCUCCUUAUCGAUGCAGUUAAUAGAGAUGUAUUUAAAACAUGCGAACAGAGUAGCUUUUGCAGACGUUGCAGAAAAGUUGAGCCUGGAAAAACACCAUAUCAACUUUUAACAAAUACUUUAACUCAAAAUGAAUCCAGUAUAAGUAUAGACUUGUUUAAUAAGGAUACAAGAGUUCUUUAUAUAUUGCAAUUAACUGCAUUAAAGGAUAACACAUUUAGACUCCAUAUCAAUGAAAAAAAUCCAUUACGUGACAGAUAUGAGCCAGAAUAUGCUCUUCAGGAUCAACCACAAGAAUCUAAAUUAAAUUUAAUUGAAAAAACUACAGAUCAUAUAACUAUAACAAGCGGAGAAAACAAAGUUAUUUUAUAUACUAGUCCAUUUAGAGUGGAUUUAUACUCUCAGAAUAUAUUGGUUGUGUCUGCAAAUGCAAGAGGUCUUAUGAGAUUUGAACAUCAUCGUACAAAACCUAACAGGAAACCGGAACAAGAAGAAAAUGCUGAUAAUGCUGAAAAUGCUGAAAUAAAUGGCAAUGGUGAUGCUCCAGGUGAUGGAGCAGAUGAUGAUCCAGGUGCUUGGGAGGAAAGUUUUAAAACUCAUCAUGACUCAAAACCUUUUGGCCCAGAAGCAAUUGCUUUGGACUUCAGCUUUCCUGGUGCUGAACACGCAUAUGGUGUACCAGAACAUGCAGAUUCCUUUGCUCUAAAAUCUACAAAACAGGCUGAUCCUUACAGAUUAUACAAUUUAGAUGUAUUUGAAUAUGAAGUCAAUGAAAGAAUGUCAAUUUAUGGAGCAAUACCUGUUCUCUAUGCUCAUGGUAAAGAAAGAACAACUGGUAUCUUCUGGCAUAAUGCUGCAGAAACGUGGGUCGAUAUUUUAUCAAGUGCAGACAAUAAUGUUGUAGAAAGUAUUGUAAACUUUGUAUCUCGAUCUGCUAAAAAAUCACAAGUGGAUGCUCAUUUCAUGUCAGAAGCUGGUGUAAUAGAUGUGUUCUUUAUGUUAGGUCCUAAGCCUCUGGAUGUAUUUAAACAGUACACAACUUUAACGGGCACAGCACCAUUACCUCAAAUGUUUACCUUAGGCUAUCAUCAAAGUCGUUGGAAUUACAACGAUCAAGAUGAUGUUAUACAAGUAGCAGAAAAUUUUGAUACACAUGAUUUACCUUUGGAUGUUAUGUGGCUCGAUAUCGAGUACACCGACAGUAAAAAAUAUUUUACUUGGGACGGGCGAAAAUUUCCAAAUCCUAUUGAAAUGGUGCAUAAUUUAACCGCAAAAGGUAGAAAAUUGGUUGUAAUUAUUGAUCCGCAUAUUAAACGUGACCCUGGUUACUUUCUGCAUAAUGAUGCCACAAAAAUGGGUUAUUACAUUAAAACAAGAGAUGGAAAAGACUACGAGGGUUGGUGUUGGCCAGGAUCAUCCUCGUAUUUAGACUUUUUCGAUCCAGCGGUACGAGAAUAUUAUAUCAGUCAAUAUAGUUUAGAUAAAUUCCAUGGUACCACUAAUGAUGUGUACAUCUGGAAUGAUAUGAACGAACCAAGCGUAUUUAAUGGUCCCGAAGUGACUAUGCCUAAAGAUGUAAUCCAUUAUGGUGGUUGGGAGCAUAGAAGUGUUCACAAUAUUAAUGGACUUCUUUUGUCUAUGGCUACAUAUGAAGCUUUAUUUAGAAGAUCAGAAGGCUCACUACGGCCAUUUACACUUGUGAGAUCUUUCUUCGCUGGUUCACAACGUUAUACAGCUAUGUGGACUGGCGAUAAUACAGGCGAUUGGGAUCACUUACGUGUAAGUUAUCCAAUGUGCCUCUCUUUAGCCGUUUCUGGAAUGUCAUUCUGUGGAGCAGAUAUUGCUGGUUUCUUCAAAAAUCCAGACUCUGAACUGUUCAUUAGAUGGAAUCAAGCUGGUGCCUGGCUUCCUUUUUAUCGUCAGCAUUCUCAUAUUGAAACUAAACGGCGCGAACCUUGGUUAUUUAACGAAGAAACUCUUCAAAUUGUCAAAGAGGCUUUCAGAAUGAGAUAUUCAUAUCUACCAUUAUGGUAUACACUUUUCCGAGAACAUGAAGUAAAUGGCACUCCGGUAGUACGACCUUUAUGGGCUCAUUAUCCAAGUGAAACUGAGACAUAUGCUAUUGAUGAUGAAAUAUUAAUUGGCGAUUCUAUACUUGUACGCCCGGUCUUUCAACCAUCAGUUACAGAUGUUAACGUAUAUUUCCCUGGAGAAGGCACAGUAAUUUGGUAUGACGUUGAUACCAUGCAACCAUAUUAUCAGCCAGGCUUAGUUAAUAUUCCAGUGACUCUACAUAAAAUUCCGGUAUUCCAAAGAGGCGGCUCUAUCGUUCCACGUAAAAUGAGAAUUCGUCGUAGUACAGUAGCAAUGAAAAAUGAUCCCUAUACUUUGAUAGUUACCACAGAUUCUGCGGGUAAAGCUAAUGGCACAUUGUACAUCGAUGACGAAGCUAGCUUUGAAUAUCGUCAUGGAAAAUACUUAUAUUUAAGACUCAAUUUUGAAAGGAAUAAAUUAACUUCUACAUUUAUCGACAAAUUAUCUUCAUAUCAGACAGAAAGCUGGUUGGAAAGGGUAGAUAUUGCAAAUCCACCUAAAGGUGUUAAAUCUGCUAUAUUAAAUUCACGCAGUAUGGCAAAGGUUAAUUUGGAGACUAAAUACAAUCCAAACAAUAAUGUAUUAACCGUGCGUAAGCCAGGUGUAAAUAUGGGAGAAGAAUGGUCUAUCGAACUGAUCCAUUAAAAGUUUACUCAUCAUAGACUCAGUAAUCAUACAUUAAUGCCAAUUUUCUAUUAUUCACGUACUUUUAUUAGCUAUGUGUGAUCAAAAUGCCAUUGUAUACCAUAACGAGAUAAAUACAACAUAGAGUUAAUGUAAAUGAUAUAUAUAUAUAUAUAUAUAUAUAUAUAUAUAUAUAUAUAUAUAUAUCAGAUAUUUCAC